Molecule: messenger RNA, 1722 nt
Organism: Botrytis deweyae
Lineage: Eukaryota; Fungi; Ascomycota; Leotiomycetes; Helotiales; Sclerotiniaceae
Exons: 6
Coding region: 1-1722 (573 amino acids)
Biological process (GO): transmembrane transport; carbohydrate transport
Cellular component (GO): membrane
Molecular function (GO): carbohydrate:proton symporter activity
Source: RefSeq, a predicted model, not a curated record
AUGGCAGUUGGGGCUCCCGCUCACGGCAUUCACGAUGUGGCUCUGCAACGUCGGCAAAAGCUUAUGGGGGCCAGUGGCCCAGCGGCUUUAGUUAAAAACUUUCGAGUCUUCAGCAUUGCCUUGUUCGCUUGCAUUGGAGGAUUGUUAUAUGGUUACAAUCAAGGCGUUUUUUCUGGUGUGCUCACUAUGAACUCAUUUAUGUCUCACAUGGGAAAUUAUGAUAGCACAGAUCCAGCAGAUCAAAGCAGAAAAGGAUGGUUAACUAGUAUAUUGGAAUUGGGCGCGUGGCUUGGAGCACUCCUAAGCGGAUUUAUGGCAGAGGCAUUGAGCAGAAAGUACGGGAUUCUAAUUGCUACCGCUGUAUUUAUCAUCGGCGUCAUAGUCCAAGCGACUGCUAUCUCCGUUGGCCACUCCGCCAUCUUGGGCGGUCGUUUCAUAACUGGAAUGGGCGUGGGAAGUCUCAGUAUGAUUGUCCCCAUGUACAAUGCCGAAGUCGCUCCGCCUGAAGUACGUGGAUCUCUCAUUGCCCUCCAACAGCUUGCCAUCUGUGCUGGUAUCAUGAUAUCCUUCUGGAUUGACUACGGCACAAACUAUAUAGGAGGAACUGGUGCGACGCAAUCCGAUGCAGCAUGGCUUGUACCGAUUUGUCUACAGCUCUUCCCGGCUGUAAUUCUUUUUGUCGGCAUCUUGUUCAUGCCUUUCUCGCCUAGAUGGCUAGUACAUCACGGAAGAGAAGCGGAGGCUAGGAAAGUGCUAGCACAACUGAGAAACUUACCCCAAGACCAUGAGUUGGUAGAAAUAGAGUUUUUGGAAAUCAAGGUCCAGAGUUUGUUUGAAAAGAGAUCGAUCGCAGAAUUAUGGCCUGGUCUCCAAGAAUUAACUUGGAUGAAUACCGCGAAAUUACAGUUUGUGGCGAUUGGGAGUUUGUUCAAAACAAAACCUAUGUUUAAGAGAGUGAUAGUAGCGACCGUUACUAUGUUCUUUCAACAGUGGACAGGUAUUAACGCAAUUCUCUACUACGCCCCUACCAUUUUCGCAUCCCUGGGUCUCUCCAGUAACACUGUCUCCCUUCUCGCCACCGGCGUUGUCGGCAUUGUAAUGUUCAUCGCAACCAUUCCAUCUGUCCUCUACAUCGACAAGUUAGGUCGCAAGCCCAUUCUUACAAUCGGUGCAAUCGGCAUGGCCACAUGCCACAUAAUCAUCGCUGUCAUCGUAGCCAAAAACAGAGAUUCAUGGGAAGAACAUAAAGCCGCGGGCUGGGCUGCUGUGGCUAUGGUUUGGCUCUUCGUAAUCCACUUUGGCUAUUCCUGGGGUCCCUGCGCCUGGAUUCUCGUAGCAGAAAUCUGGCCCCUCUCCAAUCGUCCCUACGGCAUCGCACUGGGCGCCUCCUCAAAUUGGAUGAAUAAUUUCAUCGUCGGCCAAGUAACGCCUGAUAUGUUGAGUGGUAUUUCCUAUGGUACCUAUAUAAUAUUUGGGUUGUUAACCUAUCUCGGAGCGGCAUUCAUAUGGUGGGGUGUACCGGAGACGAAGAGAUUAGGCUUGGAGGAGAUGGAUCUAGUGUUCGGCAGCGAAGGUGUAGGCCGGGGUGAUCUCGAAAGAAUGGAAGCUGUGCGUCGAGAGGUAGGGUUAGACAGGAUUCUUGGGGAGAGUAACACCAAAGGUGAUGUAUCGCCAAUAAAGGACAUUAAGAGUGAUCAGGCUGAGAAGAUUCAUGAGAUGUAG